AUUCAUGGGCCAGGGAUGACUUAAAUACUAACAAUGGCUUUCAAUAAUGAUCACAUAACAACUGCAGUGCAGCGACUUUUGGAGGAACAUUUCAAUACGUUUUAUCAGAGGUUUGAGUCCUUAGAAUCCCGAGUUGAGGAAAUCCAUUCAUGUGUUAGGAAUCUCCAACAAGACUCUUCUGAGAUUUUGAAUAUUGUUGAAGAUUUGCAAAGUUCUGUCGAUGCCACCAGAAAAACCUCACGUAAGACCAACAACUUAGUACGACGAAUUUCUCAGAAUCUGAAUGGGCCUAAUGACUUUUCCCGACUUUCUCGUCUCAAAAAAAGUCCGUAUGGGUCAGGUGACAGCAUCCAAACUCACUCAGCCUCCAGUGACGAGUCUGGUGAAGCGAUACCCCCGAGGAGAAGUCAUCCUCCAUACAGAUCUGUCGUAGGAAGGCGUAGCCCAAAUAAUCACAGUCCUUCACAAGGCGUGUCAAAGAGGGCAUCGCAGGAGCAACCAAUAACCUUAAGAUACUCACCAUCAGAGCCUGUGAAAUCUUGCCAGAAUGGAGUAUCUUGUGAUGACAAAGGGGAGCUGAAAAAUGAUCUUACUGCAGCUAACCCCCAACCCACAGAACCAGUUGCUCCUCGACCAUCAAGUAGUGAACUGCAGGAGGCAUCUGCUGCCUCACGGCCUCAAGGAGCAGUUAGCUAUGAAAGUCCAGAGCGCUUUUUAGAAUCUAUCAAUAUAGAAAUCAGAGACCAUAAUUUAAUGUCUGCACUAGGAAAGGUAUUCAAAGAUUUUCCCUCCCACCCCAAUUUCCCAACUGGACUCUACACCAUUCUCUUGUUAGAUGUCUCCAACAGUGUCAAUAGUACCAUCUUUAAACAAGUGGAGAAUUUUGUGGGACAAAUGGUGGAUGAUGUGGAAAAUUCAGCUGCAGACCACAACCUUGAGGAAAUGAUUGCCGUACUCACAUUCGGGGGUCACUGUGAGGUCCUACAGCACUUUACCAAUGACUACAUGCCUGUCAAAGAUGCACUGGAAAAGGCCCAUGUUGGCGGAAAAUCUCCCUUGCUGUUCGGGCUGAUCAUGGCUAUGGCUUACUGUAAUAAGUUUGCAAAGCGAGUAAAGGUAAAUGGCCACAUAAUCACCCCCAGAAUAAUAAUUUUUACUGAUGGAUAUGCCACAGAGAGUUUAGAAAAGAAUGCUUGUUUUGGAGGAGAUUAUGAACCUAAUGCUAACAGGGUCCAGUCUGAUUUAUUUAAAUUCCUUCCAGUUCUGGAACAAACUCCAGUCAGUGUUAGCUGUGUAGGUGUUGGUGAGUGCAACCAGGUUUUCCUUCAAGACAUUGCAAAGAGAUGUCAUGGACGCUUUUACUCACUAUCUACCCAGAAUGCACCAAAACUAGGUCGAUAUUACCUCUACCAGGAUCCAGUAACAAGGGUAAAAAGUGCUCUUAGUCAGCCAGGAAAUGCCCAGAGAGAUCUCCAAGACAUUGUGUAUGAAUUCACACAGAAAUCACACUUCAGUGACAUAGACAAGGAGGAAAUUCGGGAGCUGUUAAGGCUUGAUCAUAUCAAAUGUCCAGUUCCUGUUCCACAGCCUGACAACAUAACCCCUAAAUCCCCACCACCAAAGCCUGAAAUUCAGCCCACCCCAAUAGUGUCAGAGCCCCCUCAACAAAGUUCACCAUCUGAACCUAGUAAUAUUCAAGGUGAUUGUAAUAUACCGCCGUCAAAACCACCUGAGAAUGUGAAUAUACCCCCCACACCCUCCACAAUGGAUGUUCUUCCCUCAUCUCCAGAAGUGGAGCGCUCUGAUGGAGAGCUGUUUGAUGAAUAUGGACCGCCCUGCAAUCGAUGUCAUGCAUGGGGAUCACGUGUCAUCAGGGGAGAGAACUGGAAGUGGCAUGAUGAUCAGAAUUCACCUGGAACUGUAGUCGCACACAAAUCUGAGGGAAUGGUUGUUGUGAAAUGGGACUGUGGGUCACAUGGAGAAUACCCUCAAGAUAACCUGUACAAAAUCACUGAACCAAGACGGCUCAAGCAUGGAGAGGUCAUUGAAGUUGGAUGUUCGGUUAAGCGUGGACCUGACUGGAAGAGAGGGGACGAGGAUGGUGGACCAUCAACCAUAGGGACUGUCAUCCGUAAACACAAGAACAACACUGUCUCAGUGGUCUGGCCGAUUGGUAUUGUUGAUCGUUACAGUUUUGGAGAAAGAGAAAAAGAAGUGGAAGUGGUGAGUAGUGACGCGGCAUCUCCUCCUCCAAUGCCUUUUGCAGAGGGGCCAAGGGAAUCCGACACAAGACAACCUAUGGAAGGAGAAGUUAUACUUUGGCAGUGGAUUGACGAAACAAAUAUGCUCCAUACACUCUCAAAAGAAGAGUCAGCAAAGCUGGAAGAUGUCUACCAGAAGAAAACUGGAACAACACUUGUAGGAUACAAGGGUCUACAACUCCGCUGCCAGCCCACUCAGAUGAAGUAUAGGGAUUGUGGGGGAAAGAGUAGAACUGGAAAAUUGAUUCGUAAAGUGUGCAAUCACGAUGAAGCUGAAACAUAUUAUUGCAUUGAAACAUUGUAAUAACAAUGAAGAAGCAUUAGGAACUGCUAAAAUACAGCUAGUAUAUGGAACCAUUCAUAUUCUGGUGGCUUAAAGCAUAAAAUGAAAAAUACAAGGCAGAUUUCUAGUACAAAUAUUUUAUUUUUAAGACUGGUGUUUUGGUAUAGUCAGAUUUAUGAUUCUUUUUUCUCAGAUAUUCUGAUAUCUACAUCAUAUGUGAUUACAUUUAUGUAUAGCUUAUAUUUCUAAUCAGGAACCAUCUAUUUUGUGUAUUUGCAAAAAUUAGUCGUCGGGGAUAGAUUUCAAACUGACAAGUAAAGCUGUCUGUAAAAAUUUAUCAUUGAACAACAAAAAAAAUUGACUGCAUAUAAAUAGGUAUCACAUGUAAAGAUGUGAUGAAGUUUCAAUGCUUCAUCUUUACAAUAUUUAUCUGAACAAUGUUGUUCUUAUUUUAGGAUUUCAAUAUUUCACUGCUCAGUGCCUGCAAAACAAAUGUAUAUUCUUGUAUUAAAAGUAUGAUUAAGUGUUUGUUAUGCAUGACUCUCUUUGAUAUUAUUUGCUAUUUAUUAUUUAUACAGCAAAUUGACUGAACUUUUUUUGGUUGCUGCUGUAGGUUCAGUAUUGUACAUAUGUAAUUUUGAUAGGAUUCAUUUUUAGUCACUUGGACACAAUGCUUCAAGUAAUUGUUAUUCAUAAAUGCCACCAAAAAAUGAUGUUAUAUUAAUACAUUACAUAGAAAUAUUGAUACCGCUGAUUCAUGAUUAUGCAAAGCAGUCCCUUAUCACAGGUGCUUGUUUCAUAGGGUAUGCUAGACUGUUCAAGUCUUACAGAACAAGGAUACUGUAUGAAACAAGCAAAUGUGUUCUUAACCUAUAAUUAUGCUAAAUUUGGAAUGUGCACCAACAAUAUUUAAGCUGAAGGAAUUUAUUUUAGUAUUCAAUAUUUUGUGUACAUUAAAAAGGACGUGUAUUUGAUGUUACUUGUAAUUCACUAUAUCCUAAUGAGUAAACUUUAUUAAUUAGUACUUCAAAGGUAAAAUAGAGACUCUGUUAUAAAAAUGUUCACUAUAAUUUUGGAUGGCAACGAUUAAUUAAACAUCACUUGCAUUAAUAUUAUUUUAGCACCUUUAAAUAUUUUUUAUUCACUAUUUAAUCAUUGUUAUUUUAUGGGGAGGGGGGUUAUCAAAUAAGAAAGAUGGAAUAUGUGUAAGUUGCAUCAACUCAUGUACCAUACA
Saccostrea echinata is the source of this 3778-nucleotide messenger RNA. RefSeq lists its product as uncharacterized. NCBI's taxonomy places the organism in Eukaryota, Metazoa, Mollusca, Bivalvia, Ostreida, Ostreidae. The transcript has 19 exons. Gene Ontology annotation, molecular function: ubiquitin-protein transferase activity; metal ion binding. Bases 34 to 2565 code for a protein of 843 amino acids. The record is from RefSeq and is a predicted model, not a curated record. Gene Ontology annotation, biological process: protein ubiquitination.